Molecule: messenger RNA, 1119 nt
Organism: Cajanus cajan (pigeon pea)
Lineage: Eukaryota; Viridiplantae; Streptophyta; Magnoliopsida; Fabales; Fabaceae
Product: glutathione S-transferase F9
Biological process (GO): glutathione metabolic process
Cellular component (GO): cytoplasm
Molecular function (GO): glutathione binding; glutathione transferase activity
Source: RefSeq, a predicted model, not a curated record
UUGUUUGCUGGGGCUUUGAAUGAGUACUUCACAUGGAGAGGCACUAUAAAAACUGCAACUAAGCAGUAGUAAUGUGCAGAUCAAAUCUGAAUAAUAAUUUGCUCUUCCACUCACUCUUGUUUAAGGAGUUCUCAAGAGAAACAAAUCAUGGUAGUGAAGGUAUACGGUCCUCACUGUGCUUCCACUAAACGGGUGCUGGUUUGUCUGGUUGAGAAGGAAAUCGAGUUUGAGGUUGUCCCUGUUGAUGUAAGCAAAGGGGAACACAAGGAUCCUGAGUACCUCAAGUUACAGCCCUUUGGAGUUGUUCCUGUCAUUAAAGAUGGAGACUAUACCUUAUAUGAAUCUCGUGCUAUAAUGAGGUAUUAUGCAGAAAAAUACAGGUCUCAAGGAGUUGAGUUGCUGGGGAAUACAAUAGAAGAGAGGGGUCUUGUGGAACAGUGGCUAGAAGUUGAAGCACACAACUUCCACCCACCAGCCUACGACUUGUGUAUUCAUGUUUUGUUUGGUCCAAUGUUUGGUGUGACUUCAGAUCCAAAGGUGAUUGAGGAGAGUGAGGCAAAGCUGGUGCAGGUGUUGAACAUCUAUGAGGAGAGGCUCUCAAAGAGUAAGUAUUUGGCUGGGGAUUUCUUCAGCCUUGCUGACAUUAGCCACAUUCCAUUUCUUGAUUAUAUUGUGAACAAUAUGGGGAAAGGGUAUUUAGUAAAGGAGAGGAAGAAUGUGAGUGCUUGGUGGGAUGACAUAAGCAAUAGACCAUCAUGGAAGAAGGUUCUCCAGUCGUACAGAGCUCCAAUCUAGUUACUGAAUGACUUGAACUUCAGAGAAACUGCUACUAGUAUCAACUUUGAAUAAUUUCAGUGAAGAAUAAAUGUGCUUCAAGGAAUAUGUUCAACCUGAUGGAAUGUGUUGAAUUUGUUCCUUCUGUCCUUUCAUGUUCAGUUGUGUUUCAAGGAAUAUGCUCAAACUGAUGGAAUGUGUUGAAUUUGUACCUUCUGUCCUUUCAUGUUCAGUUGUGUUUGAUUUGGGUUUUACUAAUGGUCAUGCUUUUUGCUCAUGUAUUGUGUUUACCCUGUUCUGAAAUGACUUAAUAAAUUAUAUAGGAACCAAUGUUUGUCUGCAAAA